Messenger RNA from Malassezia sympodialis ATCC 42132, 1512 nucleotides. It is a transcript of the gene SOF1, whose product is annotated as rRNA-processing protein SOF1. The record is from RefSeq and is a predicted model, not a curated record. Gene Ontology annotation, molecular function: protein binding. Gene Ontology annotation, cellular component: nucleolus; small-subunit processome. NCBI's taxonomy places the organism in Eukaryota, Fungi, Basidiomycota, Malasseziomycetes, Malasseziales, Malasseziaceae. Gene Ontology annotation, biological process: maturation of SSU-rRNA from tricistronic rRNA transcript (SSU-rRNA, 5.8S rRNA, LSU-rRNA).
AUGUGGCGCGCGCCCAGUCGACGCUGUCGUUCGCUCUGGCUGAUGAAAAUUAAAGCGCUGACGCGUUCGCUGGACGACCAUACGCCGGCCCGGCUAGGCGAUGCUGCGCCGGUGCAGCGGAAUCUAGACCCGACCAUGCACCCCUUUGACAAGCCACGAGAGUACACACGUGCCCUGAAUGCGGCCAAGCUUGACCGGCUGUUUGCCAAGCCGUUUGUGGCGGCGCUCGAAGGGCAUAUUGAUGGCGUGUAUGCGCUUGCACGUCAUCCGAAGCGCCUAGACGUGCUGGCCAGUGGCAGCGGCGAUGGCGAUAUCCGGCUAUGGGAUCUAAACCACCAGCGCUGCAUCUUCACAUACCCCCGUGCGCAUGCGGGCAUCAUCCAAUCGCUGUGCAUUUCACCCCUGUCGUUCGGAAGUGGUGCCGCAUCGAAGCGCAUGCUGUCAUGCUCGACAGACCGCACCGUCAAGGUGUGGAAGGCGGACCCUGUGCCGGAGGGUCUGGGCGACUACGCCGAGUAUGCGGAGGAGAGCGACGACGACGAGGCGUCGGGUGCGCGCGAUGCAGACCUGUUCAGUCUGCGUCCCCGCGAGCAGCCUGCGAGUGAGCCGCUGACCGUGUACAAUGGCAAGACGGCGUUCCACUCGCUCUCGCACCAUGCGCACCUUCCGCGGUUUGCGUCGGCGUCGAGCACGGUGCAGAUUUGGGACAUGAACCGCGGCGGCGGCUCGGACCCCCUGCUCGACAUGUCCAUGGGUGUGGACGCCGUGCAUGUGGUGCGCUACAACCAGAGCGAAACGGAUGUGCUGGCCAGCGCCGGCACGGACCGAGGUGUCACGCUGUACGACGUGCGCAGUGGCCAGCCCUUGCACAAGGUGGUGCUAACGAUGCGCGCCAACGACAUAGCAUGGUCGCCCGUGGAGCCAACGACCUUUGCCGUUGCGAGCGAGGACCACAACAUGUACACGUUCGACAUGCGGAAUCUCUCGUCCGCGACGCAGAUCUACAAGGGGCACGUCGGCGCCGUCAUGUCCGUCGACUGGGCACCCACCGGGCAGAGCCUCGUUACUGGCUCAUACGACCGCACUGUGCGCCUCUGGGACGUCGGAAAAGGCGCGCGCUCGCGCGACGUGUACCAUACGAAGCGCAUGCAGAAAGUGUUUGCCGUGACCUACACGCUCGAUGCGCGCUUCGUGCUGAGUGGCUCCGAUGAUGGCAACGUGCGGCUAUGGAAACAUCGCGCCAGCGACAAGCUGGGCAUCGUCAAUGCGCGCGAGCGCGCGAGCCGCGAGUACGCGCAGGCGCUGCGCGCCCGCUGGAACUCAGUCGGCGAUGUGGCGAAGAUUGAGCGCCAGCGCCACGUGCCCAAGCCUAUACGCACGGCCCAGAAGCUGCAGCACACCAUGACCGAGGCACGGCGCGUCAAGGAGGACCGCCGCCGCCGGCACACGAAGAGCGGCACCAAGAAGCCGAAGGCGGCGCGCAAGCACGUGGUAGUGGAGGAGAAAGAGUAG